Messenger RNA from Kickxella alabastrina, 1299 nucleotides. RefSeq lists its product as uncharacterized. Gene Ontology annotation, molecular function: polyubiquitin modification-dependent protein binding; metallopeptidase activity. Lineage: Eukaryota; Fungi; Kickxellomycota; Kickxellomycetes; Kickxellales; Kickxellaceae. The annotation marks the transcript as partial. The record is from RefSeq and is a predicted model, not a curated record. The transcript has a single exon. Gene Ontology annotation, biological process: double-strand break repair. Gene Ontology annotation, cellular component: BRISC complex; BRCA1-A complex.
CGGCGACGGCGACGGCGACGGCGACGGCGACUACCGGUGCCCAAGCUCCAGCGACACCGAGCAGCAGCAGCGCAAGCGGCGGAAGCACGGCCACCCGUGGCAGCCGCCCAACGGCGGCGAGUUCCGCCUAAUCCCCUGCUUGGAAUUCGCGCAGCAGCAGCAGCCGCCGCCGUUCGCAUUGACCAUCACCGCCGGCGCCCUGGCGCUGAUGGAUCUGCACGCGCACCUGACAUACUCCGAGGUCAUCGGGCUUCUGGGCGGCACACAGGCCGCGGGCGCAAUCCACGUCGACGUGGCCUUCGCCUGCGCCGGCGCCGGAUCGGCGACCGAGUGCGAAAUGGAUGCUGCCGCAGAGGUGGCUGCGCGCCAGGUGUUUGCGCGCGCCGGGCGGUGCGCCGUCGGCUGGUUCCACUCGCACCCGGCCUUCGAGCCCACGCCCUCGGUGCGCGACGUGGCCACGCAGCGCACCUACCAGGCGCUCUGCCGCUUGCCGGACGGCUCCGAGCCGUUCGUCGGCGCCAUCGUGUCGCCGCCCGGCGGCUGCGGCGCCUACGGCGUCAGCGACAUCACGGUCUUCUGCGUCCCGCGCGACUCCCCCCACCAACCCUUCAACCUGCCAUACCGCGUUGCCCAGGCAGACCGCCUGGACACUGCGCUAUUGGACGAGAUGGCCGCGCUGGUGCGAGGCCAGGCGGCCCGCUUGAUGGAGCGCCGCGCCGACCUGGCCAAGCGGUUUCGCCGCUCGGAGGCCACGACGGCGCUGGAAAAGCUGCUUAUAUCGAUGCGCUCGCACUGGCACCCGGAUGUGCGCCAGAUGUGGGACGACGAGGUGUCGCUGCGCCUGCGCCCGCUGCUGCUCGACCUGUUUUGCGCCAGCGCCAAGAAAAAACACGUCCCUGCCGCUGCUGACGGCCAAAGCCAGACGUACGCUUGAGCUUGAUCCGCUUCACAGGCGCCAUGUUAAUUGCGUGUGAUCCGAUCAAAGCACCGCUGAUUUCUUGAUUCCCGGCUCCACAGGAUGAAUUGGGCCAUGCAAGUGUAAUCCUGACUGUGUGACUCAUGAACUCUUGCCCCAACCUUAUUAUCGCUGGCCCCGCGGCCAUUGGCCCGAUACGGAUUACCACCAAUAGCAAUAGAAAAUUUUGGGAACAAAAAUAUUGAUUCACUAAAGAAAAUGAACGCGCUGAAUAGUAUCGGAUUUAAGGCACAGCUCCGCCUACACUGAACAACAACUUUUCUUUUCCCACUUCUUCUUUACUCAUUUUUUUUGGAAAAGACAUUUUUCUUUUUGCUGCAGCG